AGUGCUGGUGAACUGAGGGUGAUUCUCAUGUGGACAUAAGCUGUUUGAGUGUGCUCGGUACUCUGUCAUGAUUCCAUUCACAACAUGUAUAUGUUUUCGAAGAAAUCGCACUGGCGCCAUGGGUUGGAAGCUUAUUCGUGGUGAUCUAACCUUCGGGUCACUAGAAUCCGACGGGCCUGCCCACAAGGAUGUGGUGGUCUGUGAGCGGAGAGGUGGCAUCUCCUUUGAGAAGUCUGACAAAAAUGCUAUCUAUGUUCGGACUUUAGGAGAUGUCAAAAUGCGGACAAAACCGGAAAGUACUGCUGCUCAGAUGACCAGUGCCCGUACGGCCAUCUUGGAAUCGGAGCGACGGUUGUUGGACAAGUUGACUUCACCAGAUUAUCACCUACACUUCCGUUCUCGCUUCUUGAGUUUGCACAAAGUGCACAGAAGGCGGCGGACAUGUUGGAAACAGAAAGCUGAAAGUCAGUGUCUGCUUGAUGAGCAUUACGACAGACAAGCCCAGUGCUUGCUGUCACAGCUUGGAAACUGGGACUUCAAUAUAUUUACACUUAAUACACUCACAAGUGGUAGACCGCUCUUCCAUGUGGCCUUGCAUCUAUUCCAGGAAUAUGAUCUCAUACGGCGCUUCCAUCUAGACACCUUAAAACUUAUGAAAUGCUUUACUCUGAUUGAAGAUGGUUACCAUCAAAACAACCCCUACCACAAUUCGGUUCAUGCUGCUGAUGUCACUCAGGCUAUGCACUGCUAUCUACAAGAGAAGAAGCUGAAGAAAUCUAUGUUGCCAUUCGAAGUACUGGUUGCGUUCCUGGCAUCAAUGUCUCAUGAUUUGGAUCACCCUGGAGUCAACAAUGCAUUCCUCAUCGCCACUGCCAACCACUUAGCAACGCUCUAUCAAAAUAUGUCAGUAUUAGAAAACCAUCACUGGAGAUCUCUGGUGGGAGUGCUACAUGAAACACAAGUCCUAGAUCAUCUGUCCAAACCAGACUGGAAAACCAUGGAGCACCAGCUCAAAUCGUUAAUCCUGGCCACAGAUAUUAUCCGACAACAAGAGUUCAUGCAUCGCUUUAAGCACCUUCUCAGUGAUGCAGAUUUUGACCCUUCAACAAAUGCAGAACAUAGGCAUUUUAUAUUACAGAUAGCUCUCAAGUGUGCAGACAUCUGUAACCCGUGUCGAACGUGGAAAAUCAGCAAGGUGUGGAGUGAAAAAGUCUGUGAGGAAUUCUUCAACCAGGGAGAUACUGAAUGGGCAAUAGACAUACCAGUAACUCCAGUUUGUGAUAAACAGUCCACCACAGUGGCAAAAAUUCAAGCAGGGUUUAUGGAAUUCGUUGUGAAUCCACUCUUCUUGGAAUGGCAGCGUUUUAACCCGACUGAACUAAGUCGUAAAAUGCUGGACAAUGUCGAAAAAAACAAGAAUAACUGGAAAAAGAUCAUUGAAGAAGAAAGUGUGCAGAACCACGUGACUGAAUCGGACAGCUUUUCUUCCAAGUUCGAGGGAGAUAACCCACCCCUGGAAGAGGAGAGCCACGAAGGCAACAACGACGACGAUGAUGAUGGUGAAUCGUCUCUGUCGGAAGGCAAAAGUGAAGCGGACGAUGUAGUUGAAAAUGACGUUAACCUAAAUUUCAUCUACACCGAGGAGCAGCAGAGUGAAAGUGGGCGGAGCCUGUCGCCCGUGUCGGAAGACUCGGAAACUAUUCCUGUGUGUGGUGGCAGCCGGCGGCACAGUGUUCCACCUUCCUUGUUUCGCCGCGAUCUCAACUUUUACUUGGGAAUCAGGCACGACAGCGUCCCCAAAAUUCCGUACAUGCGACGUCAGAGCCUGCCGACGACGGCCAUUUAUCGAACUACCUCAGGUGACCGACAUGCUUCCGAAAGGUCCCGCGACUCUCGAAGUCUGUCGAUGGACACAUUGGUAGCUCGUCCCAAACUGUCGAACCUGAGCCCCAGCAUGGAGGCCAGCCGAUGUGCGAGUGGUAUGGAUCACUUGAACUUCGAUUCUUUGAAGAACCAGACUCUGGUGCUGCAGAGGGGUAGCAUCACAAAGUACUCCUCACAACGAAACGUCAAUUCAGUGUCGGACCUCACAUUCCAUCCACUGCAGCUCCACCUGGAGGACGACUUCAGACAGCUGCUGCAGCAGAGACAGGGAUGCGACAAUGACAGACAGCUUCCCAACGUCGGCCUGGCGUCGAGCUGGCCCACGAUCACACCUAAGUCAAAAAUCAUCAACAAUGGAAUUCCAGGGAUGAAAACUGCACUUGCUCAAAUGAAGCCUGGCUCGUCGAAAGGGGACACGUUAGAAUGCAACAGCCCAGGGGACAAACCCGUGUGUCUUUCAGAACCCCAGCGCGACCCUGGGCCUGGACGACCUCAUUAAUGUUUAGGUCAAGGUCACAAAACAAUGGAAUUAGGGCAUAUAGUGAGAAAACUAACAAGACAAUAGAAUUAGAGCAUAACAUUUAAAAAUACAUUUUUUAAGCAGCUAUAAUUGACUCGUCAUACACACAUUAAUUUGUAAUGAAAAUUGAAGGAUAGAUCAAAUAUCUACUGGAUUAUAUAUAUAUAUAUUUUUUUUUUUUACCAAAGCUGGAUAACCUUGCUCACAGGUGCUUGAAAUUCUGUAGUGGCAUUAGUGACAGCCCAGGUAGCUGAGGCAUGUGCUUGAACCUUAAUUGGAUAUAAGCAAGUAAAUUAAUGAAUUAGCAAUAGUAGUAGGUGAAUAAACAAUGUUAAUAAAUAAAUAAAUGCCAAAAAUAUUCAGCAAAAAUUAAGACUGAAUACUCACCUUGUACAAUACCAUUCACGUUGCUUGUAAAUGACUGAUGUUUAUGAAUAAUAGAUCUGAGUGCAAAAGUUUUAAUAUUUAAUCCAUAUUUUUGUUUGGGGAUAUAUCAACAUCAUGUAUGGUAUACAGUCAAAUACAGUUUGCUGUAAUAAAACUAGAAUAAUGACCAUGUUCAUCAAUAUUUGCCGAGGCUCUGCCAAGACGAAUACUGAUUAACUAUACGAAAUUGAUAUUUUACCUAGUAAAAACAUGAGUAGAAAAGUCUGUUUAUCCUAUAACAGUUAUAAAAUAAUAUUUUAAUUAAAUAUUUAGUAAUUCACAUUUCCAAAGUUGCCUUUGAUGGAAUAUGACUUCCAUCGCGAAUGGCACAAAUGUAGUUUAAAGUUUUAUAAUUUAACUAAAUUUUAUUACAAUUUUAUGUUUAGGUGUACAGGUCUUGUUUUAUAAACAAAUGACCCAUUGACAGCAACAGCUAUAUUAAAACAGCUUGAUAAACCAAACUAUUAAAUGACAUGGAUACUAUGGGUAUGUUAUAGGAUAAACGUCGCUAGAUUGAAAUUGUCACUAGUAAACUAUAGUGUAAGAUAAAAGAAUAUCAUGCACCUGUGACUCCCAUUUGGGCCUGGGUGAGGUGUAGCCCUGUGGUAAAGCACCCGCUUGAUGCGCUGUCAGUUUGGGAUCGAUCCCCAUCAAUGGGCCCAUUGCACUAUUUUUCGCUCCAGCCAGUGCACCAUGACUGGUACACCAAAGGCCGU
Gigantopelta aegis is the source of this 3546-nucleotide messenger RNA. RefSeq names its product high affinity cAMP-specific 3',5'-cyclic phosphodiesterase 7A-like. The record is from RefSeq and is a predicted model, not a curated record. Gene Ontology annotation, molecular function: 3',5'-cyclic-AMP phosphodiesterase activity. The coding region runs from base 68 to 2383 and encodes 771 amino acids. Lineage: Eukaryota; Metazoa; Mollusca; Gastropoda; Neomphalida; Peltospiridae. The transcript is spliced from 14 exons.